AUGGACAAUCAAAUUAUUGAUAACUAUGCAUUAACAAAUGAUGAAAACAACUAUAAACAAUAUCCUGAUGUGAAUUAUUCAAUGAAUCAAGAUGGUUCAAUGAAUAAUGCUAAUACAGAUGGGUUCCUUUAUCAAUCACCAGAACAUAGUGUACCACCAUUCAGUAUGAAUAAUAAUAAUAAUAAUACUGGUAUAGUAGAUGAUUCCUUUAUGGCAUCCUCUGUUCCAUAUAUGAAUGGUAAUUCAAAUUUAAGAAUAAGUUCAAAUUCUAGUGAAUUUGAUAAUGUCGGAUAUACAAUGACUGAAGAUGAUUUAAUUACUCAACAAAUGUCAAAUAUUCAUUUAAAUUAUUCGGGAAUUCCUGAACCACAAGAUACAUAUGGUGUUGUUGCUACAGCAACCGCUGUUGCAAAUGCUAAUACAUCAUUUUCAACUCAAUCAACUUUACAAAUAACAAAUCCAUUAAAUUUUACUUCAGCACCAAGCAGGACAGUAUAUUUAGGUAAUAUUCCACCAAAUGCCACAAUUAAAGAAUUAUUAGAUCAUGUUCGUAGCGGUGUUGUUGAUGAAAUUAAAAUUUUACGUGAAAAAAUGUGUGCAUUUAUUUCAUUUGUCGAUGAAAAUGCUGCAUUAUUAUUUCAUUCUGAUGCUAUCUUGAAAAGAUUAAAUAUCGAUGGUCGUGAUAUUAAGAUUGGCUGGGGUAAAUCUGCAAGAAUGGAUCCUUUAGUAUUAGCUAAGAUUCAAACAGAUGGUGCAACAAGAAAUGUUUAUAUUGGUCAUUUAAAUGAUGAACCAAUUAUUAAUGAUGAAGAAAUUUUAAGAAAUGAUUUAUUACAAUUUGGUGAAAUUGAUACGAUAAAAUUUGUUAAAGAGAAAGGUAUUGCAUUUAUUCAUUUUGAUUCAAUUGCAACAGCUAUUUCUGUUGUAACAAAUUUAUCUAAUAUUAAUCCAACUUAUUCACAAAAGAGAGUCUUUUAUGGUAAGGAUAGAUGCGCAUUUAUUACAAAGACACAACAACAUAAUGCAGCUCAAUUUUUAGGUAUCCAAUCAGGUGUUGAUAAAUUAGCACAGUUUAAUGAUAGAGAAUUUAUUUCAAAUGCAUUAUUACAACAAUCCGCUGCAGCAGCAGCAAUUGCAACAUCUGCGGGUGGUCCAAAUAAUUUAGGUAAUCGUACAAUUUAUUUAGGUAAUUUACCAAAAGAUGUUAGAGUUGAAGAAAUUUGUAAUGUUGUUCGUGGUGGUAUUUUACAAAGUAUAAAACUUUUAUCUGAUAGAUUUGUUUGUUUUGUAACAUUCAUUGAUCCAACAGCUGCUGCACAAUUUUAUGCAAUGAGUUCAUUACAUGGUCUUACUAUUCAAAAGAAACGUUGCAAAGUUGGUUGGGGGAAACAUUCAGGUCCUUUACCAAAUGCUCUUGCUCUAGCUGUUGGCCAUGGUGCAUCAAGAAAUGUUUAUAUUGGUAAUAUUGACAUGAAUAAUAUUGAAUUUUUCAAUGAACAUAAUUUAAGAAAUAUCUUUAAACAAUACGGUGAAGUUGAACAAAUUAAUUUCUUACCAGAUAAAAGAUGUUGUUUUGUUAAUUUUACAAAUAUUAAUAAUGCAAUCUUAUGUUUAGAUAAAAUUAAAUCUGUUCCAACAUUUGAAAAUUUAAAGAUAAAUUUCGGUAAAGAUAGAUGUGGUAACGUUCCACAUCAACCACGUUAA
Messenger RNA from Maudiozyma saulgeensis, 1704 nucleotides. The record is from the annotation of a GenBank genome assembly. NCBI's taxonomy places the organism in Eukaryota, Fungi, Ascomycota, Saccharomycetes, Saccharomycetales, Saccharomycetaceae.